GAACACUCUCGAAGCAUAUUUGAGACUAACUCAUAGAGAAAGAGAGAGAGAGAAAAAUGGCUGAUACAAGUGGAGGAGAUGCAGUGAGACCGGUGGUAAUAUGUGAUAACAAGUGUGGCUGCACAGUUCCAUGCACUGGUGGUUCCACUUGCAGUGUUUCACAUGCAUGCAGGUGCACAAAUGCCGGCAUGACAACUGGAGGCGGUGAUCACGUGACAUGCUCGUGCGGAGAGCACUGUGGGUGCAAUCCAUGCUCAUGUCCCAAGACUGCGGCUGCUGGAACUGGUUGCAGAUGCGGCACAGAUUGCUCAUGUGCCUCUUGCCGCACUUAACAUCAUACCUUAAUUAAGUCUUAAACUUCACAAAUCUUGAAUGUGCUUUAAAUCUAGCUAUGUACUAGAUAGUCUCGUUCAAUAUUAGUGUUCAAAUUGUGGACGUGAUUUCUAAUAUUAGUCUACUACUCUAUAUGUAGAGGCCUUUCUUUAUGUGGAAUAGGUAUAACAUGCUGUUAUGCCCGUUUUGUACUUGGAAACUAUCUUAUAAUGAAUAAGAAUAUGUGAAUUUUGAGUAUUA
Molecule: messenger RNA, 573 nt
Organism: Glycine soja
Lineage: Eukaryota; Viridiplantae; Streptophyta; Magnoliopsida; Fabales; Fabaceae
Product: EC protein I/II-like
Exons: 2
Coding region: 57-332 (91 amino acids)
Molecular function (GO): zinc ion binding
Source: RefSeq, a predicted model, not a curated record